UGUUGCCCAGAGAGGGGAAGAGCUUAGGAAGAAGCAGCUCCCUCUGCACUUACUUCCCUGAGGAAGACGGGCCAGGCGCUGCUGCUCUCCUCCUGGGCGCUGGCUGUUCAUCCCCGGGCAAGUGGGUCUGCCUCUGAGCUCUGAGACGGGCCACAGCCCCCCGACAUGGCCACCACCGCCUCCCCCCAGCAGCUCUCCACCAAGGUGGCCGGUCCCGAGAACAGCAGCUCCUUCUACGACUAUGAGGACUACUUCGACCAGGAGGCCUUCAUGCUCUGCAGGAAGGACGAGGUGGUGUCCUUUGCCAAAGGCUUCCUGCCGGCCUUCUACAGCCUGGUGUUCGUGCUGGGCCUGGGCGGGAACCUCGCCCUCCUGGUCGGCCUGCUCCGGUAUGCGCCCCGCCGGCGGAUGACCGAGAUCUACCUGCUGAAUCUGGCCAUCUCCAACCUGCUGUUCGUGGUGACCCUGCCCUUCUGGGUCAUCUACCUGGCCUGGCACUGGGUCUUUGGGAGUUUCUUGUGCAAGGCAGUGAGCACUCUGUACACGGUUAACCUCUACAGUGGCAUCUUCUUCAUCAGCUGCAUGAGCCUGGACAGGUACCUGCAGAUCGUGCACGCUCAGCGCCACCACAGGCUGAGGACCCCGGCCAAGCGCUGGCUCUUUGCCAUCACAGUGUGGGCUGUGGCCCUGGCUGUCUCCAUCCCUGACAUGGUUUUCGUGCAGACGCACGAAAGCCUGCCGGGUGUGUGGAACUGCUAUGCGGAUUUCGGGGGGCACGGGACCGUCUGGAAGCUCAUACUCCGCUUCCAGCAGAACAUCCUGGGCUUCGUCAUUCCCCUCCUCGCCAUGCUCUUCUUCUACUCCCGCAUUGGCUGUGUCCUGCUCAGGCUGCGGCCCCCAGGCCAGAGCCGGGCUCUGAAGAUAGCCGUGGCCCUCGUGGUGGCCUUCUUCGUGCUCUGGUUCCCGUACAACCUCACCUUGCUUCUGCACUCGCUACUGGACCUGAAGGUCUUCGGGGACUGCAAGACCAGCCGGCGCCUGGACUACGCGCUGCAGGUGACAGAGAGCAUCGCCUUCCUGCACUGCUGCUUCACCCCCAUCCUCUACGCCUGCUCCAACCCCUGCUUCGGCCAGUACCUGAAGGCGCUCCUGGCCACUGUGUUUGCACGGCAACAGGCGCCUUGUCCCGCCCAGGCCCCGCUGUCCAGCUGUUGUGAGAGCAGCAGCCUCACUGUCCAAGAAGAGAUGACCAGCAUGAAAGACCUUGGGGAGAGGCAGGCUGAGGACUCCCCCAACAAGCGGGCCGCGGGGGAACAUGAAGCCUGAGCGGCCAUGCCCCAGCCUGGUGAGAGAGGAUGGGACCCAAAGCCUUCUCUCCCAGGGCUUCAGUGA
Messenger RNA from Miniopterus natalensis, 1392 nucleotides. It is a transcript of the gene ACKR2, whose product is annotated as atypical chemokine receptor 2. NCBI's taxonomy places the organism in Eukaryota, Metazoa, Chordata, Mammalia, Chiroptera, Miniopteridae. The record is from RefSeq and is a predicted model, not a curated record. Gene Ontology annotation, biological process: calcium-mediated signaling; immune response; G protein-coupled receptor signaling pathway. Gene Ontology annotation, molecular function: C-C chemokine binding; scavenger receptor activity; C-C chemokine receptor activity. Gene Ontology annotation, cellular component: external side of plasma membrane; membrane.